CAUUAGCAUGAGUGAGGCUAUUGCUGCGGCCACAGAGCCAACAUGGAGUAGAUUCACAGUGGGCUGUUCCAGACGUAUGAAGAAACUCUGCCCAGUCAUGUGAGCUUUGUUUACUUCCGCCUGUACCCCAACUGCACGUGUAGUGAAAGGCUAUGGCUGCCCCGAGCUCCGUUAAACCCUUCAGCCCAGAGGAGACCCAGACGAUCCUGCAUCAUUUGCAGCAGCCCGCAGUCUUCAAGAACAUGACCUGUGGCUGGCCUGUUCUCCGCUGGACUGCAGAGCACCUGUCUGGCUGCCUUGGCAACAAACUAAUCCGAUUCAGACUUGGGAGAAAAGAGGAGAAAAACACGCCACUGUUUGAAACCCAGUGUUCCUAUGUGGAGGCCAAACUGGCACACUUUCUCAGCUGGACACAAGACCAGCCUGGAACAGAUGUAGGUCCCUUCUCUGAGUACCCCAAGUCAGAAUACUGGGCCUAUGCUGACUACAAAUACAUCGCCCUGCUGUUUCAAGAUCAGCCAUCCAUGUUUGAGGAUGUACAGUGGUCAGAGUUGGGUUUUGAAGGGCGUAAUGGGAGAGAGAGCACCUUAUGGGUCGGCACAGAAGGAGCCAACACGCCAUGCCACAUGGACUCUUAUGGCUGUAACGUUGUACUGCAGGUACAAGGACGGAAGCGCUGGCACCUCUUUCCUCCAGAGGACACUGUUAAACUGUACCCGACCAGGAUCCCCUAUGAGGAGUCCAGUGUCUUCAGCCAGGUGGAUGUUCUCCAUCCAGACCCGAGGAGGUUCCCUGCAUUUCAGGGAGCCAGGGCCCACGUCGUCACUCUGCAGCCAGGGCAGGUGCUUUAUGUCCCCAGACACUGGUGGCACUAUGUGGAAUCAGUGGAUCCCAUCACUGUCAGCGUCAACUCCUGGAUCGAGUUGGAAGUGGAUGACAUGGAAAGAGUAAGUGAAGCUGUGACCAAGGCUGUCGUCUUCGCCCUUAAAAGUACAAUGAGUGAUGACAACAAUGACGACUGGCUCAAUCCCACCGAGGAAGGAGUAUCUGGCCAUAAUGAGAACAUGCAGUAUUUGAACUUGGCAUUGAGAGCGUCAGCUCAAAGACAGAGGGGGCUCUGCCACAGCAAACUGACCCCAUACCCGAGAGACACCCGUCCUGUCAAGCGGGACUCCAGAGGACAAAUCAGGAAAAACAGCGAUUCUGUGGCCUUCAGUGUUCCCUUUGGACCACAUCUCACCCCUGUGCAGAGUCAGCAAGAACACUCACCAGCAAUGAGGGGGGUGACCACAAAUGAUUUAGAGGUCAGCUCAGAUACAGCACAGCUUGAGAACAAAACAGAAUGUGACUCCAGUUUAACUCAAUGUAGAACAUGUGACUGUGCAGAUGGGACAUCAGGGAGCUCCUCAGAAGAUUAUGAGGAAUCCAUACACACAACAAUAAGCACUAAUGACCUGUUAGACUGCCUGGUGCAUCCUGAUGUUAUCGCCUGUGUCACUGAGCUUUUACUGGAAAGGCACACAGGAACUCACAGGAGCAUGACAUCAUCCUAGCUUUAAUAUUUACCAGCCAUAAACAACAUAUAAUUAGCAUACAGAGGAGGAAAAGCCCCCGAUUUGACUGGUAAUGGUUCUGGUUCGAGCAGUGAUUUAUCAUUUUUAUCAUAUCAGACUGCCCUUGCCUUUCCACUCUGGAGUUUGCAAUGAUAGAGAGCUGUGCAAAAAAAAAGAAAGAUCUUUGGCUGCAGAAAUCAAAUCCCUCAACCCAGCGGUAAUGCUCUGCUGUCAGUGAGAAGUGAGAGAAGAAAGACGAAGAGUUUCACCCUGCUUUCUACUCGCAUCUGUCAAGGUCCUCCUGAGACGAACACCGGAUAUGCGAGAAGUCACGACCGGAACGAAUCAUAAUGUGAUGAGUGAAGCAAUCAGGUGGCUCCACCAUUUCCUUGCUUUGUUGUCCUGCACAUAAUAAUCAUGUUUGGGUCCUCCAGAGUAAGAAAAAUGACCACUUAAAUCAAUUUGGUAUGGUAAUAAGCCACAUAAUUCAAGGUAAUAUUCCUGAGAUGUGAACAUUUGUUUCCCCUGUAAUGUUUGCCUGUCUUUUGCUAAUGAAAAUUGUCAUUGAACAACCACAGAAGGCUGAUCAUAAUGGCUCAGUGAUUGAUGAGAGCUGUGAUGAUGAAUGAAAUGGGUUCGUUUGAAUGCAGUCUGUCACCACAGGUGAAGAGAGAAAGGAAAGUUGUACAUGCACAAGAAUAAUAAACAGAAUCUUUGCACUA
Larimichthys crocea (large yellow croaker) is the source of this 2275-nucleotide messenger RNA. It is a transcript of the gene hspbap1, whose product is annotated as hspb associated protein 1. Lineage: Eukaryota; Metazoa; Chordata; Actinopteri; Sciaenidae. The record is from RefSeq and is a predicted model, not a curated record. Bases 153 to 1553 code for a protein of 466 amino acids. The transcript is spliced from 8 exons.